AUGGACCAGUUUACCAACGCAGCCAUUGACCUUCGAUACGAGACUAUCAUCGGGGCCGGCAUCAACCUCUAUUUUACCGACGUCGACGACCACUCCCGGUCAAAGGUCAUUCACUGGGAUGUCAACGCAACACAAUGGUUUCGGCAAUCAAGCCGAACGAGCGAAGAGAUUAUCCCGGGAACAGAUCAGAGCAGGCAAUCAGGGGGAACGCGGAGGUAG
This is a messenger RNA of Penicillium daleae, 219 nucleotides long. RefSeq lists its product as uncharacterized. The transcript has a single exon. The record is from RefSeq and is a predicted model, not a curated record. Lineage: Eukaryota; Fungi; Ascomycota; Eurotiomycetes; Eurotiales; Aspergillaceae. The coding region runs from base 1 to 219 and encodes 72 amino acids.